Paramecium tetraurelia is the source of this 1368-nucleotide messenger RNA. RefSeq lists its product as uncharacterized. The transcript is spliced from 3 exons. NCBI's taxonomy places the organism in Eukaryota, Ciliophora, Oligohymenophorea, Peniculida, Parameciidae. The record is from RefSeq and is a predicted model, not a curated record.
AUGGUGUCAUAAUUGGCAUGUCUCAAAGAACCUUCUCCUGAGCCUAACCCGAUACCUGAGGGUCUGAGUUAGGUUUAGAGUAGACUUGGUGAUGUUAUAGAGAGCGAUGGAAAAAAGGAGGGGAGAAAGAAAGUGAGGUAUGAGCUUCUCCCAAACAACCCGGUUGGGCCUAGAAGUUCAGAGGAGGAUGUUGAAUUGUGUUAUAGCAUAUCUAAACUACUAAUAAGAUUUUCAUUGAUGAACUAACUGAAAAUAAAACUAAUCACUGAAAUUAUUUCACCAGAUAGAAAAAAUCAGAAUUGUUUCCGCAUAUUAAAAAAUGUAUUUUUAAGGGAAGAGAAAAUUCAAGACGCUAUUAAUUAUCAUUAACAAAUAACAUAAGUGGUUUAAACUGUAGAAUUUUAGGAGAAAAGAAUUUAGAAAGAUGAAGCUUUACAAUAAUAAAUUGUUACAUAUUAAUCAUAUAAUAGCAAGUUAGAGGAAAUUUUAUAGGCUUAAAAUAGACUCAAAACUCAUAUUGAAGAGGCAAAUAAAAGUAUUUAAUAAACAGAUAAGCAAUUUUUGGAUAAACAUCAGUCUUAAAUUCAAGAAUUAAAUGAUAAAUUAAAUGAUUACUAGGAAAAAUAUCAGUAUUUCUCAACAAAUUAAAAAUAUUCAAUUUAAAUCACUUAAGUAAUUAAUCAGAUAGGACAAGCAUUUUGUUAUUUAAAUAAUUUAAAAUAAUUAAUAUCUUAAAGGACAUUGCCAGCUUAUUAACAAUACACUCAAAUAUAUUCAGAGAUAUAACAAUCUUUAAAGAGCUUUGAAAAAUAACAUAGUUAAUUGCAUUAAAAAAUUUACAACGAUGAACAAAUUUAGUUAAAAAACCAUGAAAGAAUUAAAACAUUAGAGAUGACAAAAAAUUAAUUGGACUAAUUUAAUUAAUAAAUGAAUCAAUUUAAAGAGUAAGUGAAAAAUCUAAUAAAAAAUGAAUAUUGCAAUAAUGAAACAACUAGAAAUUUAAUAAAUAAUAAGCUAAAAAAUAUGGAUUAAAAUAUAAAGGAAUAAAAUGAACAGUUCGAUAAGUUCACCUAAUUUAAUUAAGAAGAUAAAUGUGAAAAUAUAGAUGAAUAAAUAAAAUAAUUGGAAGAAUUUUAGGGAAAAUUAAAGGAACUCAAAGCUAAUAAUUAAAAAAUAAAGAAAUUCUUACUUUAAAUAAUCAAUUAUGAAAUAGGUUUGGAGAAUAUAUGUCGACCCUAUAAUCAAUUUAAUUUAAAUUUCAAAUAAUUGAAUCAAUAAAAGAAAAAUCCCAGAAAAGAAUUAAAAAUGAAUCAAGCGUUUUGGAUUGAUAUGAAAAAGACUUCAAAUACAAAAUGCACUGUUAUUUGA